Branchiostoma floridae (Florida lancelet) is the source of this 1102-nucleotide messenger RNA. Its product is annotated as probable small nuclear ribonucleoprotein Sm D2. NCBI's taxonomy places the organism in Eukaryota, Metazoa, Chordata, Leptocardii, Amphioxiformes, Branchiostomatidae. Bases 146 to 496 code for a protein of 116 amino acids. Gene Ontology annotation, cellular component: U2 snRNP; U5 snRNP; precatalytic spliceosome. Gene Ontology annotation, molecular function: RNA binding. Gene Ontology annotation, biological process: RNA splicing; spliceosomal snRNP assembly. The transcript is spliced from 3 exons. The record is from RefSeq and is a predicted model, not a curated record.
UGCGAUCUUGACAGGUUAGGGCAUGCUGGGAACAAGUGACGCGCGCGUCACGUUGAUCUGAAUUUUUGCUCAGUAUCACAACAUUUCUCCUUAACUGGAGGGAAUAUUUACAAGUUUUUGGCAGCUAGAACAUUGUUGAUCAACGAUGUCGAAGCCCAAGAGUGAGAUGACUCCGGAGGAGCUGGCCCAGAGGGAACAGGAAGAGUUCAACACAGGCCCCCUCUCGGUGCUGACCCAGUCUGUGAAGAACAACACUCAGGUCCUUAUCAACUGCAGGAACAACAAGAAACUUCUGGCCAGAGUCAAGGCAUUUGACAGACACUGCAACAUGGUCCUAGAGAACGUAAAAGAGAUGUGGACAGAGGUGCCAAAGACGGGAAAAGGCAAGAAGAAGUCCAAACCCAUUAACAAGGAUCGCUACAUCUCCAAGAUGUUCCUACGAGGCGACUCCGUCAUCCUGGUGCUCCGCAACCCACUUGCAACUGCCGCAAAAUGAGGACUGGAGCUUCUUUUGUACUUUUCUGUAGACAUCAACCCUUCAUUUUGUAUUGUACGAUUUAUGUGUGCUCCAAAACGUUUCGGUGAACUGUCAAACUAAAACUAAUCUUUCCAGCAAACUAGAGGGCUGUAUCAGUUGUUAAUGUUUUCAGAUAGGAUUUUGUGGUAGUUGAACUGGACUACCCUGUCUCUGGCAGAUCCUUGAUGUACUGCAUGGAGUCCCUAUCCCACUAUUGACUGUACAGCUUGAUAGUCUUUCAGAAGGGAGGUGGAAGAUUUAGUUCGGCCUAGGAACUUUCAGUUUAUCUGGUUAUUAAAGUAAAACUAUGAUACUUUUAGUCAUGGAAAGCCCCAAGAUUGUACUACACUUCUGGAUCAUACUGAUAGUUGAUAGGGGUACAUAAUGAGACAGCAUUGCUCUGUAGGAUAGUACUUGGUCCUAUUUUUAUGUCUUAAACCUUUUGUUAUUGCCAUUCUUCAUGAGAAUGUUCAAAUGUAAAAGAAGUGGUACCAUUGUCAGCCACACAUGUCUAAGUUGAGAGCUGGAGAACAUUUUUGUUAUUGCUGUCCAGCUCCCAAAUAAAGAACAUUCCUGCAUUGUGAA